Messenger RNA from Chlamydomonas reinhardtii, 12989 nucleotides. RefSeq lists its product as uncharacterized. Gene Ontology annotation, cellular component: extrinsic component of membrane; phagophore assembly site. Bases 345 to 11813 code for a protein of 3822 amino acids. The record is from RefSeq and is a predicted model, not a curated record. The transcript has 17 exons. Gene Ontology annotation, molecular function: phosphatidylinositol-3-phosphate binding. NCBI's taxonomy places the organism in Eukaryota, Viridiplantae, Chlorophyta, Chlorophyceae, Chlamydomonadales, Chlamydomonadaceae. Gene Ontology annotation, biological process: reticulophagy; autophagy of mitochondrion; autophagosome assembly.
GACAGCACUCAUUCUUCGGUUCGGCAGCUGAGGCGAACUGCGACACCACAGCGAAUUCGCUUGCACAGGUUGCCCUCUCCACUAUCUGAAUCGGACCUGGCUACCUAAGCAUCUGUGAAUCGUGGCUAACAGCAUUGGUGAAUACUAGACGGCGCUUGCACUCGGUGUGGUGCACCAAAAUCCCUCAAGUAGGGUUUCGGGCAGCGACGCGGGCAUGUCUAGCCCGCGAUUCAUAGCAGCGUAGUCGAGGGGAGAAUCCCUAGCAAGCGAAUUGCAGCGACCUCAAGGUGCUGCAGGCCUCGGCGCGAGCAUUCGCUCCUCGGGCUACUUGCCCAAGGGGAACGAUGCUGGGCACCAGCGACUGGCUGCUCAAGCGCUUCCUAAAGUUUGUCCUCAAGCGAAAUGUGGGGAAGUAUUUGGCCUCGGAGCUGGACCUCGAGCAGCUAAGUGUCAAGCUAGACACUGGCCGGCUUGAGCUCAAGGACCUGCUGCUAAACUGCGAUGCGCUCAACCGAGACCUGCCGCUGGAGGGCUGGCACAUCAAGGCCGGCUACGUGGGCGCCGUCACCGCCCGCCUGCCGCUGGUGGCGCUGUCCGCCGCGCAGUGCAGCGUGUGCCUACACGAGGUGCGCAUCACCCUCGCCCCCGGCCCUGCCCCCGCCCCCGCCCCCGUCCCCGACUCGCCCAACGGACGCGGACGCUCCUCCGGAUCCGGAUCCGGAUCCACAACUGGCGGUGGCGGCGGUUUUGCACAAGACAUCGUUGCCUCCGGCAACAUCAGCCACAACAACAACAGCAGCAAUGGGAGCGCUGCUGCUGCAAGCAGUGGCGGCGGCGGUGGCGGCGGUGGCGGCGGCGGCGGCGGCGGCAUGGGCUUCCUGCUCGCAGAGGACUUUGGCUGGACGGGCCAGGGCGCGGUGGCGGAGGGCGUGCGGCGCAUCGCGGGCGGGCUGCAGAGCCUGUUGCAGUCGCUGCGCCUGGAGGCCAGCGAUGUGCUGAUACGCGUGGAGCUCCCGCACCCGCACCCGCACCCACACCCGUGUCCGCACCCGCACCCGCACCCGCACCCGCACCCGCACCCGGGCCCGGGCCCGGGUCCGGGGCCUCACCCGGGGGCGCACCCACAUCCGCACCCGCACCCGCACCCGAACCCGGGUCUGGGGCCGGGACCACACCCGGGGGCGCACCCGCACCCCGGCACGGCCAUGGGCCUGUGCGGGGAGGCGGCGCCGCGCCGUGUGGUGGCGGCGGCGCUGCGGCUGGACCUGGUGGAGUUUGGAGACCUGGCGGCGGCGGCGGCGGCGGCGUCCGCCGGCUCUUCGGCUACUGGUGGCGGCUCUUCGGCUACUGCCGCGUCGGGUGCAAGUGCUACCCGCGCAGGUGGCAGCGGUGGAGGGGAUCUGGCAUCGGGAGCGGGAGGAGCGAGGAAGCAGCAGCAGCAGCAGCAGCAGCAGCAGCACGGGAACGGCAAGCUGCCCCCGGCAGGGGCUGCGGCAGCAGCACCAGCGGCAGCCGGCGGUGGAAGCGGCGGCGGAGGCGGCGGCGGUGGGCGGGAGAUAGCCAAGCUGAUUCAGGUGAAGGGCCUGUCACUGGAGCUGUUCGAGACGUCGCCGCUGGUGACUGGCGCCGCCGCCAUCGCCGCCGCCGCAUCGGGCGCGCCGCCGCCGCCGCCGCCGUCGCCGCCGGGCGUAACGCUCAUCACGGGCCCCAGCCGCCACGGCGUGCAGCUGAGCGUGGAGUUGAGGAUGCUGCUGCCCGGCGGCGGCGGCGGCGGCGGCGCUGGUGUUGGCGCUGGUGGCAGCGGUGACGUGGCGGCAGCUGGGCUGCCCGGGAGAGCGGGGCCAGCCGGCUACGGCGAGCACGGGGCCACGGAGGCAGCGGCGGCGGCGGCGGCGCAGCAGCAGCAGCAGCAGCAGCAGCAGCGCACCCGCAUAUUCGCGGACGUGGAGCUGGGGGCGCUGCGGCUCCAGCUACUGCCGGGCCACGCCGUGUGCCUCGCCGCGAUACAGCGCGCCCUGGACCGCGCCGGCCCGGCUGUAGCAGCUCCGGCUGGGGCAGCGGCUGUAGCAGCGGCUGUAGCAGGGGCAGUAGCAGCAGGAGCCGGCGGCGGCGGCGACGACGCGCGGAGCGAGGGCACGGGCGCGGAGACGGAGGUGUGGGCGUCCGUACACAGCACGGCUACAGCCGCCGGCACUGCCGCCGCCGCCGCCAGCGCUUGGGGCCGUCGGUCGCUGAUCGAGAGCCUCAUGCUCCCCGACGUGACGGAGGACGUGGUGGCGCACUCCCUGGAGCCGUACAUGGAUUUUGGAUUCGGAUUCGGCCACAUGGGCAGCGGCGUGGGCGGCGGCGGAGGAUCUGGAUUUCCUGGAUCUGGAUCCGGCUACAGCGACGCCGACGGCGACGGGUUCCACGACGCCUACAGCCGCUUCGGCUCUCUGGCCAGCUCUCUGGUCAGCGGCGUGACUUCCACGGGAUCCAACAUCAUGGGCUACGUCGCCUCAGCAGCCGGCGGCGUCGCAGGCGGAUGGAUGGGUGGCACCGCCGCCGGCGGGGCGGCGGCUCCGCCGCCGCCGCCGCCGCCUUCGGCGGCGGCGAGAGCAGCGGCGGCUGCGCCGCCGGCGCCGGCGGCUCCGCCGCCGUUGAUCGUUGUGCGCGCUCACGUGGCGCACACGGCGGUGGUGCUGUGCUACGGCCCCGCGCCGCCGCCGCCGCCGCAGCAGGCGGCGGCGGCAGGGGCAGCCGGCGGCCUCGGGCGCUACACCGGGAAGAGCUCCAACGCAGCCGGCAGCGGCAGCGGUGCCAGCAGCGGCCGCGUCGGCGGCGGCGGCGGGUCAUCCGCACUCUCGUCCUCCUCCUCCACUCCCCGCUCCUCCUUCUCCUCCGCCUGCGGCGACGCCCACGGCAUUAGCACCGCGCCCGCCGCCGCCACUGCUACAGCCGCUGCAGCCGUGCCGGACCUGGCGGCGGGCGGCAGCAUGGUCCUGGAGCUGACCGACCUGUACGGCGAUCUGGAUCUGGAUCCGGCGUACGGCGCCGGUACCAGUGGCGGCGGCGCCGGCAGCAACACCCUUGCCGUACAGGCGGGCCAGAUCCACGUGUACGAGCAACUGCCGGCGGCGUGCGGCAGCCGUUACGGAAUCUCGCCUCUGGAGUGGGGCCGCGUGCCGGAGGCGCUGCCGCAGGCGCCGCACCGCUUCCGGCCCUCGCUGCCGCCGGCGCCCUCGACAGCGGCAGCGGCGGCGGCGGCGGCGGCGGGGUCCGGGAUUGCAGGCGGUGGUGGUGGUGGCAGCGGCGCCGCCGCCAGCGGCGCCGGCAUCCUCAGCCCGCGCGCCGGAGCGCGGGGCUCCAACUCGGGAUCUGGAUCCGGACUGGGAGGCGCUGGCGGGCGCGCCGGCGGCGCAGCGGGCUCGCAGCAGCAGCAGCCGCAGCCGGCGCUGCAGACUUGGCCGGUGCUGCUGUGCGUCAGCGCCCCGGGCAGUGGCGGCGGCGGCGGCGGCGGCGGCGGAGCGCACAGGAGCUCUGGCGGUGGCGGCAGUAGCACCAGCGGCAGUAGCACCAGCGGCAGUAGCACCAGCGGCAGUAGCAGCGGCGGGCGCGGUCAUGGUCGCGAUGGCAGCUCCUCAGGUGGCCAAGGCUACGGCUGUCUCCGGGUACGAGCGCACUGGUCCGGGUCUGGCGGCGGCGCCGCCGCCGCCGGUAACGGUCCCUACGGUGGCGGCUACGCGGCGGCGGCGCCGCCGCCGCUGCCGCCGUCCUUUGAUCUUAGUGUUGACGUACGGCCGCUGACGGUGUGGCUGUCGCUGCCACUGGUACGGCGGCUGGAGGACUUUGCGGCGCCGCUGGCGGCGCUGACGUCACAGGCGGCGGCGGCCAAGGCGGCGGCGGCGGCGGCGAGCGCGGCGCGGGGGAGCGGCAGGGCGCCGCCGCAUCCCAAGCAGCCGCCCGCGCCACUGUCGCGGACCACGCUCAGCGUCUCCGCGCCGCACAUCUGUCUGCUGCUGGCGCUGCUGCCGCCGCAGCCACCGCCAGCACUGCUGCCGCGCGCGCCGGGCACGCCCAUGUUCGCCGCUCUAGACAUCGUGGCAGCGGCGCCGAUGCCGGCAGGCCACAACCCCAGCCACAUCCCGCAUAGCUAUCAACAACAACAGCACCCGCAGCAGCAGCAGCUGCACCAACACCAACACCAACAGCAGCAGCAACAACAACAUAGCCGCCCCUAUGCGGAUGCGGGGCCUCCUGCCGGCAUGUACGGACAACAUGGCGGCGGCAACUACGGCGGUUACGGGCAAGCGUACGGCGGUUUAGUACACGGACAUGGUUACGGUUACGGUUAUGGGCAAACGCCUCCGUACGGGCAACACCAGCAGCACUACCCGCAUCCGCACAGCCCCUACUCCGCCGCCGGUGCUGCCCCGUACUACGGCGGAUAUGGCGGCUACGCGAAUGGCCUGGCGGCGGCGGCGGCGGCGCCGCCGCCGACGACGACGACAUGGGGGGCUGCGCACGGGGCGGGCCCGGCGGUGGUUGGACCCGGCGGCGUGCCGCCUGGCGCCCCGGCGCCGCACCUGCUGCCGCCGCCGCCGCCAUUGCUUCAGCUGUCGGUGUGGCCUGCGACCGAUCGGCUGAUCCCCACGCAGGUGACCUGUGUGGAGGUGGCCGCGGGUGUGGUGGAGCUGCUGCUGGUGCGUACGCCCCUACACGCCGCUCUGCCCGUGCCGGGACAAGCGCCGGCGCCGGCGCCCGCGCAACACCAUCCCCACCACCAUCAACACCAGCAGCAGCACCACCACCGCUCGCACGGCCACGGACACAGUCACGGGCACGGCCACAGUCACGGGCACGGGCAUCAAAGCCACCACCACAUACAAACCCAGCAGCACCACACACAGCACCACACACAGCACCACACACAGCACCACCAGCCGCCGCCGCUGCCGCCGCAGCACCAGCCCUGGACAUGCAAGUCGCUGCUCAGCCUCAGCCCGCUGCCGCCUUCCCUCCCCCCCUGCCCCUCCUCCUCCUCCUUUCCCCCCUCCGCAACCCCCCGAACCCCCGGAACCCCCGCACUUCCAACCACAACAACCGCUCCUACCGGGCCCGUGGACGUGCCCCCCGGCUGCGGCCUCUUCCUCAGCCUCAUGUCUGAUCCGGGAGCCCCGGCGCCGCCGCCGGAGCUGGCGGCGGAGGCGGCGGCGCAGGCGGCGGCGCACGCCGGCGACCGCUGGUCGGACCCGGACGGCGAGGGCGGCGCCUGGGAGGAGCGCAGCAGCUUCCGCAGUCUGGCCUUCCAUGAGCGGUGCCGCAGGUCCGCCGCCAGCUUCCUGCACGUGCGCGCCCCCAAGGCGCUGCUGCACCUCAGCCGCCGUGACCUGGCCGAUCUAGCCGCCCUGCCGCCCGCCCUCACGACGCAGCAGCAGCAGCAGCAGCAGCAGCAGCAGCAGCAGCAGCAGCAGGGAGGGCAACCGCCCGCAAUGGACACGCAUGCUACAGCCGCUCAGAAGCAGCAGCGGGUGCAUGGCGGCGGCAAGCUGAUACCGCAGCAGCAGCAGCAGCAGCAGCAGCAGCGCACCUCAGCGCUUCCGCCUGUGCUGUCACCGCCCCAACCACAGCCUCCGCAGCAGCAGUCGUGCGUGCUGGCAGAACUCUGCGUCACCGUGCAGCUUCAAGACGACCCACCGCCACCACCGCCGGCGCCCGCCCCUGCCGCCGCCGCCCACCCCGCCGCCGACGGCAGCGGCACUGCUACAGCCUCCGCCGCGGCUGCUACAGCCUCCGCUGCAGCAGCUGCUGCAGCCGGUCUGGCGGCGGGCGGCGGUGUGUUGGGUCUGGGCGGCUCCCGAGUUGCCAUGUACGAGCUGGUGGUGGAAGAGCUGACGCUGUUCCGUGCGAGCGGCCUGGGGGCCGGGAAUGGAGGCGGAGGCGGGGGCAGCGGCGGCGGCAGUGGCGGGGUGUAUGGCGGCAGUAGCAGCAGCAGCAGCCGCAGCCGCGCCUGCAACGUCAUGUCUGUGCACGCGCACGGUCUGACGCUGAGGGGGCACCUGCUACUGCCGUCGUCCCCGUCGGCGGCGGCGGCGGAGCAGCCGCAGCAGCAAGGGCAGCAGCAGCAGCGGGGCAAGCUUUCCGGGGGCGCUACCGCUUGCGUCACCGACCGCGCCGCCGGCAACGCCAGCGGCGCCAACAGCGGCAGUACCAGCGGCAAUGCCGGCGCUGCCACGACGCCGCCGCCGGGCUCGUGCCCGCCCGCCAUCUGCCUGCUGCACGUGCCGCGCUCCGCCGGCGCCGCCGACCGCGCCCCCGCCUGCAUCGAGUACCUGGGAGUGGAGCCCGCCGCCGCUGCUACAGCCUCCGCCGCCGCCGCUGGCGCUGCUGCUGCUACAGCCGCUGCUACAGCCGGCGGCGGCGCGGUUCACUCGGUUCUGCUGCAGGGCCUCACCGUGUCCACCGACUACGGCUAUGUCAGCCUGGACUGGGCGACGCAGCUGGCAGACAUGCUGCGGGCCGCAGCAGCCGGCAGUAGCAGCAGCAGCGGCGGCAGUGGCAGUAGUGCCGGUAGCAGUGGCAACAGUAUUAAUAGCAGCACGAUGCCAGCGGCGGUGGCUCCGGCGGCGCCUCCGGCGCGGCUGGCACUCAACAUUGUGGACUUGGGGUUGCGGCAUGAACCCGCAGACUACCCCCAAACCCAACAUCAGCUCCAACAGCAGCAGGGGCUGCAGCUGCAGCAGCAGCAACAACAAGCGGCAGACGCGGCGGCGCCCGCCGCACACGCCGGCCCCAAGCCGCCGGCGCCGCCAGCGCCCGCGAGCGUCUGCAGCUUCGGCGGCGGUGGCACGUUCGACACGCCACCAGCAGCAGCAGCGGGCGGCGGCCCAAGCCCCGCGGCCGCCUUCGCCGCCGCAUCGGCUGCCGCCGCAUCCGCCCCCCGCAUCAGCCCUGUGGCUCUGGCGCUGAUUGUGGAGGCCGUGCAUUUUGAGCUGCCGCUGCCGCUGCCCGGCUCUGGCCCCGGCUCCGCUGCUGUCGGUUCCAGCGCCACUAAUGCCAACAUGGCUGCUGCCGACACGCACGCCAGCGACGGCGCAGCCGCCGCCUCCUCCACUCCCUCCACCGCCGCCGCCGCCACCACCACCAGCUGCCACACGCUGGAGGUCCACUCACUCACGCUGCACCUGGCGGCGGCGGACGGCCGCGGGCCGGGCUGGGGCGCGGGCCGCCCGCGGGCGCUGCGGGAGCCGCUGCUGGCGGCGGCAGGCUACCACCGCGUGCUGCAGGAGACCCUGAUCAAGGUGGUUGCUCGCCAGCGCCGCCACCCGCGCCGCCAGCCGCCACCCGCGCCGCCCUCCGCCGCCGCCCUGGCGGCCGUGGCCGCCGCCGCCGCCACCACGCCCUCACCACACCAACGGCCAUCACACCAACCGCCGCAACCGCCGCCGCCGUACCACACCACUCUGGAUGUGGAGGUGACGAAUCAGCACCUGCUGGGCGUAUUGACGGUGGAGAGCGCCACGCUACUGGCGCAUUUGGCCAUGCAGGUGGGGACGCUCAUGACCGCCCGCCAGGCAGCAGCAGUCGCCGCCGCCUCCGCCGCCGGCUGCGGCGCCGCACCCCUGCGGCGCGAGGGCGGCGCCCGCCCCCACAGCAGCAGCACCGCCGCCGCCUCCGUGUACGACACAGCGUCCGAUGCCGGCAUCGGCGGCGGUGGCGGCGGCGGCGGCGCCGGCACCACGGCCUCCUGUGCCGCUUCCGAGGCUGGGAUGGGCGGUGAGGGCGGCAGCGGCGGUGCGCUGCUGACAGCUCUGCUAUUGGAGGAGGUGGAGGAAAACGCGUUCAGGGCGGUACCGUCGCCGGCGCCGGCUGUGGCGAAAACGAGCGGCAACCGCAGCAAAAACGCAUCGCAGCAGCAGCAGCAGCAGCAGCAGCAGCAGCAGCAGCAGCUAGGUGGCAGGCGGGAGCACCGGGAGGGGGGUGGCGGCAGUGCCGGGCGGGGCCGCGGGCGGCACAGGGUGGGUGGUGGUGGUGGUGGCGACAGCGAUGAGGAUGACGGUGGCAGGCUUGGCUUGGAGGACCCGGAGGCGGCGGAGGUGGAGGCGCAGGCGGAGGCGGCGGAGGCGGAAGCGGGUGGCAGGGGGAAUGCGGCGACGCCGGGCGACGCCAGCGGCGCUGUGUGGUACUCGCAGCCACGUCGCGUCGACAAGGGCACCGCCGCCGCCGCCGCCGCCGCUGCCGCUGCGUCGGGCGGCUCGCCGCCGGGAGUGGUCCUCAUUGACGAUUUCUUCCCAGUCAACUACCAGGGUGAUUAUGAUGAGGACAUUGCGCUGGUGGAGCCGCCCAUAUUGCCCGGUGACUCUGGGCCUGGCGCUGGCCACCGAGCCGCCCGAGCCCCACAUCAUGAAGCGACAGCCGCACCGCCUCGGAAAGAGGCUGGUGACACCCGCCGCCACCGCCGCUACAGCCACCACAGAGAUGCGGGCGCGGCGGCAGUAGCAGCAGCAGCAGCAGCAGCAGCAGCUGCGGCGGCGGCAGCGGAAGAGGGGGCGGAGGAGGAGGACGAGGACGAACAUGAGGCGGGUGAGGAAGAGGAGGAGUAUGCGGCGGAUAUUGACGACCUGCUAGGACUGUACGACGCCUCGCCACCGCCGCCACGCCACCGCCGGCAGCAGCAGCAGCAGCAGCAGCAGCCGCAGCGGCAGCGCUCUCGCUCCCGCGCUUCCUCGGUGGCGGCGCCGCUGUCAGUGGCUGCCAGCGGGUCUUCCACAGCGGCGGCGGCGGCGGCGGCGGCGGCGGGGGGCCAGCGGCAGGGCGGUGCUCCCGCCGUGCCGACCUGGCGGCUGCAGGAGGAUUACGUGCGCGCGCCCCGCAAGUCAGACGAGGACGGCACCGGCGGCGGCGCCGCGGCCGUUGGCGCCAGCGGCGCGGCGGCAGCAGCAGCAGCAGCAGCAGCAGCUGGCGGCGCCGCCGGAAGCCGCGGCAGUGAUGGGGCGGGCGGCGGCGGCGGCGGCGGCGACCUGGGUGCAGGCACUGGAGGCGGUGGUGGCGGUGGUGGUGGUGGUGGCGGGGGUGGGGGUGGGGGUGGGGGUGUGGACCAGCCGCCGCCGCUGGUGCGGAUUCAGUUCAAGGAUCUGUCAGGCAUCUGGGUGAUGCACACCACAGCCACACGCAGCCCCCACGCCGCCGCAACAGCCGCCACAGCCGCCACGGCAGCAGCGGCGUCCGGGGCCGCCACAGCGUCCGCCUCCUCCGGCGUCCACUCUGGCCCCAACUCCGGCAGUAGCAGCUGCGGCUUCGCGCACCGUCCCACCACCACCACUUCGCUGCUGCCGCACAUGCCUUCCAGCGCCGCUUCCGCAGGCGCCACUGCUACUGCCGCUGCUACUGCCGCUGCUACUGCCGCUGCUACUGCCGCUGCUACUGCCGCUGCUGCUGCCGCCAGCGGCGGCGCCAGCGCCAGCGGUGUGCAGGAGGGGCGGGUGGAGGUGGUGGUGGAGGGGCUGGGGCUGUUGCUGGAGAGCUACGGCCCGGGGGGGCACCUUGCGCGGCACGUGCGGCUGAGCGUGCACGACCUAGAGAUACGGGACUGCGCCCUGGAGGUACGGCAGCAACAGGCCGCAGUGGCGGCAGCCCACACCAGUGGCCUGGGCGCCGCAGCCGCAGCCGCCGUCGCCGCCGGCCGCGGCGCUGCUGGCGCCGCUGGCGCCGCCGUCACCGCCGCCGUCGGCGCCGCCGGAGGCGGCGGCGGCGGCGCGCGCGGCGGCAGCGGCGGCGGCGCCGCCGCCUGGAUCCGGGUUUUGGGUUACCGCCACGUUCGCGGCCGGCCUCGAGACAGCCGUACGCCGCUGGUGGCGGUGGCGCUGACGGCGGUGCGACCCAACCCGGCGGCGUGUGACCCGCGGGACGAGGAGUUCAGGCUGGGCGUGGGGCUGCUGCCGCUGAGGCUGAAGCUGACCCAGGACGUGAUGUCGUACCUCACCUGGUACGGCACCAGCGUGGCGGCGGCGCUGCGGCCGGCGGCGGCGCUGCUGGCGGGCAUGCAGUCUGCUCUGUCCGAGGGCGGCGGCUGCGAGCCUCUGCCGCCGCCCUACUUCCAAAAGGUCACUGUGCGCGGCACCAGCGUCAUGCUGGACUACAGGCCGCGGCGAGUGGACGUGGGAGCGCUAGCCGAGGGCCGGCUGGCGGAGCUGAUCAACCUGGUGCCGCUGGGCGGGCUGGAGCUGGCGCUGGCGCCGGCGGCGGCGGCGGGCGUGACGGGCUGGGACGGCCUGGGUGCAGUGCUGGCCCGCUACUGGCUGACCGACAUUGCGCGCAACCAGGCCCACAAAUUCAUCACCGGUCUGGCCCCGGUCAACGCCCUGGUCAAAGUCGGGUCCGCGGUGGCUGCCCUGCUCGCCGCCCCCGCCCGCCACCUCAUCCGCCGAGACCAGCUGGCGGCAGCUGCAGCCGCAGCCGGCUACAGCCGCCACGGCGGCUACAGCCAUGUCGCCGCCGGCGGCGCUACAGCCGCCGCUGCGCGGCAGCUGGCGCUGGCGGCGGCGGUGCGGCGGGAGGGCGCCAAGUUCGCGAGCCGGCUUGUGAAGCGGGCGAUGGCGGCGGGGCGGCGGGCCGCGGCGGGCGCAGGGCAGGCGCUGGCGAGGGCGGGCAACAGUGCGCUUGAGGCGUAUGCGGGCGCUUCAGGGGCGGGAGGUGGUGGGGUUGGCGGGCUGGGAGCGGCGUGGGCUGCGUCUGCGGCGGCUUGGCAGCAGGUGCAGGGCGGGCGUGGGAGGGCAGGGGCGGGGGUUGGUCAAGGUGAUGAGGAGGAGGAUGUGACAGAGGAGGAGGAGGAGGAGGAGGAGGAGGAGGAGGAGGAGUAUUCGGAGGAUGAAGUGGAGGAGGAGUGCUGCGGGCGCCUCGAGGAAGAGGACGAAGAAGAUUCGGAGGUGCCGGAGGAGGAGGGGGCGCAGGCGGGGGCAUCUGACGAGGAGGACGCCGAGGAGGAAGGCGAGGAGGAAGGCGAGGAGGAGGAGCGUGGCUACCCAAGCCGGCGCAGCGGCCGCGCAGCAGCAGCAGCAGCAGUAGCGGCAGCGGGGCCCGCGGGUGCGCGCGGCCGCCGCGAACGCGACACAUACCUCGCGUCAGGCGAUGAUGAGGAUGACGAUGUGGGCGAUGGUGGUGGAGACAGCGAGGGGGAGGAGGCCGAGGUCAAGGAGCCGGAGGAGGAGCAGGAGGGCGCCAGCAGGCGCUCAGGGGGCAUCCCCAUCGCCGGCGCCGGUGGGGCCCGGCGGCACGCGCCGCCGCCUCCCUACGGCGGCAGCAGCAGCAGCAUGCCGCGAACCGGCAGUAGCAGCAGCUAUGGCGGCCCGGGCGCAGCAGACGGCAGCAGCAGCAGCUACGGCGCGGGGGCGUCGGCGUCGGCUAUGCAGCAGGGUCUGUUGCGCGCGGCGCGGAGCCUCAACUCGGCCUCGCAGCAGGUGGUGGCGGCGGCGGCGGCUGCUACUGCUGGCCUGCAGUCGGGCGGGCUGCAGCGCGGCGUGAGCGGCGUGGCUCGAGCGCUGUCGGCGGCUGCGGUGGCUGCUACUGCCCCGUCCCCAUCAUCCGCCGCCUCCGGCUCGAAUUCAGCCGUGUCUGCCGCGGGCUCUGUGAUGCAGGGCCUGGGCGUGAGGGGUGCGUUCAAGAGCAUGCGGCGCGCGAUCAAGGCGCAGCUGCAGGGCGGUGGGGCAGGAGGCGGAGGAGGCGGCGCUAGCAGCAGCGGAGGCGGUGGUGGUGUGGGCGGCGGCGUGUUGGGCGGCGGGGCUGUGGGUGGUCCCAGCCACAGCUACCCGACACAGCCACACGCCAAAGAGGAUUAGACGGGCAGAGGGUGGCUUUGUGGAGGGAGAGGGUGGCGCGGGGACAACCGGGGGCAUGUAGAAGCAGCACACACAAGGCUUUUGCGCAACGGCGUCUUUGCUUGUAGUGCAAGUGAAACAAUUGGAGGAGGGAGUCACAGCAGUGUUUGCGGUUGGUGUGGUGACGGCGGCGGAGGCGGCAGCCGGGCAGCGGUAGACUGUGUACGAUACGGCCAGGCAGACUUGAAACGAGGACCAUGGUGGAUUCCUGUUGUACAUUACUUUUGGGGUGUUUAGCUGCUGUAGCAGUAUACUUCUGUUGUAUGAUCCAUGGUCACGUGUGUCCGGGCGAUUAGCUCGCAUUGAGUGUGUAGCUUCCGGGACAUCGGGUGGCCAAUAGAUAAGCACGUGCUCAGACACGGCAUGCACUCGACGACGAUGGAUUGUGCCUGGCUUCGUUCAAGCCAAACGUGACAAUGCAGUUGUGCCGGUAGUGGCGGCCGGGUGGGCAAACCGCACAGGACCAGAACGGUUGCUUGCGCGCUCCCAGCGCCUGCCAUGCAGGCAUGCGGUCCGGACAGUUUGAUGAUGGCGGAGGUCGCUGGACAUGCUUGCCCAUCCAUGCUCUUCAUUCCCUUUCUUAAGCUUACGACUCCAACCGUUUCCGGUUUCCCAGAGGCUAGGAGAGUGGGGAAUUUAAAGGCUCCGGCCGCAGCGCGGCCGCCUUUUCUAAGUUCGGCUUUACGCUCGGCUUCACCGUGUGUGUGCCGCGAUAGGCACUGAAGGGGCUGCUUGGUUUGCAGGAGGGAGGCACUGCCGACUGCCGAUCAGUAGUUACGUGCAUGCACUAUAGAGUGAAUGGGUGGAGUUGCGCUUGCGUGGGCGCGUGUGCCGGUGUGAGCGAGGAUGGUCAUGAGCAAGAUGGGACGGCUGGAACUGCUGAUGCACUUCCAGUGUAACAGACGCAAAGUAGAAACAACUCAGAAGCUUGUGCUUGUAUCGUCUAGUCCAGAUACCAUGCAGAAGCAUGCUAGCCUGCUUUGAUCCGCGAACUGGCGCGAGGUGCAAUCUCUCCCAAUCCAUUCAUGACAAUCAUACACGCGGCAGUGGUGCCGGUGCGUCCGAGUCUGACGCGUGUCGCGAUGCAGCGUGUACGGUACGUGUUCGCCUCAAGGCCGAGUGCCGGCUAACGCGGUC